GUGUUGGCUUGGGAAAUCAUGCAGGUCGGUUUGGAAGUGGCGGGAGCCCUGCCUGCGGUUACUAUAGCGACCGAGGCUUCCGGUUAGAGAAGCUGCAAGAACAGAAGGGUAUCUACCUGGGGAGCGAAAGGGGGUGGGCAGUACUCGUGAAUGCAUAAACAUUCACACGUGCAAGAAAUGAAAUAUUGGCUGUGAGCUGCUAAUGUGAUUGGAAAGGACUGCUGUCCGAAGAUCCUUUGAUUAACCCUUCUGCUGGUGACAACUGUAUCUUUCUGCCAACUUCCACAUGAAGAAGAAACAUCUUGACACUCAGCCAACUUUGGAUGGCAAGUCUGAUGCUUGUGCUAAGAAGAAGGUCUCCAUCUCAGUGAAGAGGCUUCGGGAAAUAGCUCCUCCCCGUCCUUUGGAAUUCUCUGCAAAGGAUGAUGGAGUUUAUAUUCCAACCGCCCUUGUGGCAAACAAACCUGAAUCUUAUAAGACAACAACAGAAGGGUCUGAAGGCACCACAGAAGGUGAGCUAAGCAAAUAUUUUGCCAGAGAUUCAGAACAGCUGCCAUCACCGGGAAAAGACGAACAGACACUACACCCAGAAGUUUGUUUUCAUAAAACAGCAGUACAUGUUCCUUCAGAAGUGAAAGAGGAGGCAGCUAAACAAAAAGCAGCUGACAUUUUUAUCUCCCAGUAUGAUGCUGGGCAGAAGGAGGCUGUAAGAGCUGUAUUCAAACAGCGAGUUCAAAAUGCUCCAGUGUUUAAAGAGGUGAAGGUACAACUCCUAGGAAACACGUGCUCAGACAAAAAGGACAGUCCUAAGUCAUCCCACAGCGAGAUGGAUUCAGCUGUGACCAUUGCGGCUGCCACAGCAGCAGCCAUUGCUUCUACAGCUCCACUUCUCAAAGUCCAGAGUGACUUUGAAGCCAAAGUGAGUUCCGUAUCCAAAAUACUGAAUAAGUUGCAGGAGACGGACAGACGGCUGCAGCUUGCGGUAGAGCGGCAAUCAUCCCUAAAGGCUCCAACGAGGGAGAGGUCUCCUUGCCACCAGAGGUUCGGGGAGCUUGAGAAACAAAUGCAUCUAUUUAUGGAACAGCGACUACGGAAUUUAGAAAACUUCCAGCAACAGCAAAUGAAUAUUCAGUCCCACUUAAUUAGCUCUGCACUGAACCCAGGUGGCCUACAAGCUGCCAGCACAGCAGCUUCCAAAGAAACCACAAAACCAACAGCAGGAAGGUCGCUUGCCAGCCAAACCUCACCUCCUCAGGACUUACUUGCUGCUAGGGCUGUGCAUAUGCAAGCCUGUUCUAGGCCUUUUGGAAGCCACGCUGUUCAUAGGCAGAAGUCCCCCCUGAACACACCAGCCCCGCGGCGCUAUGCUCCGGUGCCCGUCUCCAGAGAUGCGAAAAUCUCCCAGAAAAUGUCCAAGAGGGAGCCCCCUGUUGGGGAAAAAGAAAACGUGCACCAGCCAGCUUACGGAACAACUGUGGGUGGAGGAAAAUUACUUGAACAGAUUUUGAAUUCUCAAGAGACCCCAGCGAGUCAAGACACAUAUUCUUUGAAAGAGUCAUCAGGGAACAAUGCAGUGCUGUGGCCUUUUGAAAGAGAGUGCAGAUCCAGUGUGCAGGAGCCAGAGCCCUUUUGUGCAUUUAAAAGCACAAAUCAAAAUCUCAACCCGGUUGAGAGAACUGUUCAGAAAGCUGGUGAUGUGCUCCGUGAUUUGGGACAACUGAAGAGGGAAAUGCAUGACAUCCUGCAGGAUGCAAAGGAGUGGAAGUCGGAUAUGAAUAAGUUUAUGAAGACCACUGCACACCCGGGAGAAGCAAUCCAAGCAAAGGAUCGCCUGCCUCAGUCUCAAUCUUCCUCUUCGUUGUUGCCAUCAUCAGAGGCUUUUCUUCCUAUGCCUCCACCAGCCGAGAAUUAUACUGUUGCCCCAACUCUCCGUGAGCUUCAGCAGCUUUCGAAGUCAUCAAUUCUUCAGUCAACCCAGGCAUCAAAAUCCAUCCUGAGGGAUGCAGAAAAGAUCCUGAGAGCUGUUCAGAAAAAUAAGAAACUCCUGGAAGAAAAUCUGGAGGCUAUUAUCCGUGCCAAGGAUGGCAAUGCCUUACAUGCCUUUAUAGAUGGGCUGACAGCAGACAGAGAUGUGCUGGAGGAGAUAAGAAUCAGAAAGACUGUAGAUGAAUGGAUCAAGGCUAUCAGCAUGGAAAUCCAGGAUGAAAUGGAAAGGACCGACAGCCUCAAAAGGCAACAGGCCUCCCAGAUGGCAAGGACCAGCAGAGAAAUUAUGGGGAAAUCCCAUUAUCCUUCAAAAGUACCAACAAAAAGGCCUCUGCCUGCAACAAAACCCAUUCAAAGGCUCACAGAUAAGGUUCUUCCAAAAACCCGGUUGGAGUUACACAAUGAAGACUUUCUUUCUCAGGUUUAUGGACGACCGAUUUAUCAGGGACACAGGAGCACGCUCAAAAGGUCUCCAUAUCUCAGGUUCAACUCACCUCCUCCCAAAUCAAAACCUCCAAGACCCAAAGUGAUAGAAAGUGUUAAAGGUACAAAAGUAAAGUCAGCGAGGACACAGACCAGUGACCAUGUGCACAGCAAUGCUACUAGGCCUGACAAGCCACACCUAAGCACUGCUCUUCGCCAGGAACUCCAGUAUCUCUUCAGCCCCAUUAAAGAGGGACACAGUUCCUCUGGUCCUCUUGAAGGCCACCUCAUUCCAAUGGCUAUCCCACUAGGCCAGAAACAGAUCGAUAGCAUCCCUCCUCAACCUGCGGGCAGAAGCAUAGGCGAAUUCCAUCCUCUUACUGUGACAACCUCUGUCCCUUCUUCCCAUCCUCCUCUGCAAAAGCCAGAGCCAAAGGUUAAGAAGCCCAACAUUGCAGUCAUACAGAUGAGGUCAGAGAAAAAGGACCCUCCCAAACUGACAUUGCAGGUGCUACCGAGUGUUGAUAUUGACAGUAUUUCAAGUGGCAGCAGAAGUGUAAACCAGGCUUCUUCAACAUCCCUUCCUGAAAAGGCCAUGUCCUCUCCAGAUGGUAGUCUCCUCCAAGAUGAAGAUCUGCAUCUUCCUGGUGCACAUUUUGACGGUACUGAUGUCAGUCAGGAUGAAGGAGUUGAGGAUUUUGGCAUCCCAGAAUUCGCGGAACCAGUCUUAGAGUUCAACAGACAAGGAGAAACUGAGUCCCCAAAAUACAACGGCCCCCCAUUUCCACCAGCUGUUCCUGUUCCUCAGGUCUCUUCAGAUGUUCUGGAUGAGAUCAUAGAAAAGCGGGAAACUCUGGAAAACAAGCUGGUUGACUGGGUGGAACAAGAGGUAAUGGCACGAAUCAUCAGUGGGAUGUAUCCAACACAGAAAGAGGCAGUGCCCGACUUGAACGCUUCAGAGAGUGAGCACAGUGAAGCCGUGUCUUCGGAUAUCGUUGAGGCUGCAGGUGCCGCAGGCUUCCAGUUGUUUGUGGACGCUGGUGUCCCUGUGGAUUCAGAAAUGAUUCGGCGGUUUGUGAAUGAGGCGCUUGCUGAGACCGUGGCGACAAUGCUUGGUGACAGAGAAAACCACAGAGCAGCUCCUGUUACAGUCGUUCCCUCAGCUGCGGCACUUUUGCCAGAAAAGGAAACCUUAUUGCCUACUCCUCUGGCCACUCCUGAAGCCACACCACCUCAGUCACCACUACCAGCUUUAAAUGAACCAUUUCCAGUAAAAACCCCAACAUCGUCUCCAUCAGUGACUGAAAUGGAUGGUGAACAGCCUCAAACAGGACCCGAGGCAGCAGCAGCUAGCGUGGUUUACACACCUGUGGCUACUCCUGUGGCAACGCCUCCUAAAAUAGCUACACCAACCCCUCCUGUAUCAGAACGUGCUCCAAACAGGGAAGCGAUGGAAAAACCACCACCUCCAAACCCAUGGGAAGAUGCAGAGCUUCCUUUGGAAGAAGAGAAGCCCAGCCCACAGAGCGAGGAAGGAGCCUAUCCACCAAGAGCUGUGAUCAUGUCUGUAGCGAAACAUGAGGAACCAGACAGCUUGGUUUUACCGGCUUCAGUGCCAAUUGCUCCCCAGGAUCUGCAGUCCCAAGAACCCAGGGCACGCUCUCCUUCGGUGCAAAGCCCUAGUUCUGGCCCUUCCACAGAGGAAAGUCUGACCACCACGGAAACUGAGACCACGGACAAGCCGAUUUCAGAAGGAGAAGUUUUGUAUAGUUAUGGACAGCUGCUGGCUGUAAAAGCUUUAGCAGAAGGAGGACUGUCUCUUCCAAACCUCAGUGACAGUUUGGCCAGCUCUCUUCAUGAUGCUCAGGAGAUGGACUAUGAUCCUCCCAGUGAAGGGCAGGUACUGCGGAGACCUCACAAAGGAUACCACAGAGAUACAGUCCUCUCCCUCUUUUCAAAAUUAAACCAGGCCCCACUUGCUUCUCAAGAAGAGAUCUGCAGGUCUGAGAAUACCGAUGACAGUGCUGGAGAACUCAGUGAGGGCCAGAGACCGAGACUCACAAGGACUGCAGAAAGUAUCCUCAUGGGGCGGUCUGUUUAUAUGGAUCGGUCUGCCAGCCAGGUCCCCAGGCAGCCAGCUCUCCGUAAGCCAUCACCUGGACAACAUGGCAGAGAAGCAGGAGAAGUUCUUGGAGAUGCCGACGUUACUGAUGAACCAAUGAGCAUUGCAGAGCUGGAUCAACCUGUUUCUCCAGUAGCCUUUGGAGACAGCAGACAGACACCUCACCUGGACAAUGCAUCCCUGCAGCAUCUACAAGAGACAUUGCAGCCAGCAAAACCCAGAGUCAUCUGUGUGAAACCCAGAUCUGAAGACACACAACAGCAAGUGUCUGUCACGACCCAGGCUGAAGAGCACCAAUAACCAUACACAGAGGCCAGAAUCUAUCUAAUAUCUUUAUUGAAGGAAUAUAUAAAGUUAAUAAAAGCAAGUGUAUGAAAUAGUCCAGAAUUAGUCCUUUCAGGAAAGGUCAAAAUUAGUCCCAAGAAACAAUGUCCAAUAUGAAAUAUUAAGGUCCAAAGUUGUAAUCCAAUAACCGAAACACUCACUUUGCCAGGCAAAGUGAGGGGAGAUGACAAGGUCCUUUAGUCCAUGAACUUGAGCAAGGCUAGAAGGUAACUUGAUUCUUGGAACACAAAGCUUGAUUCAAGGCAACAAGGAAACGAGGAGCAAGAACAAGAUCCGUGGUAAUUACUUGGCGAGGUCCGGGAAACAAGGCAAGAUCCGGGGAGAAAAACAAGGCUGGGAACGAAGGCUUGGAACAGGAACAAAGGCUUGAGAGCAGGAGUAGCUGUCCACACACGCUGCUCCGGUAGCUGACGAAUUGACUCCGCAAGAUUCCUUCGGGAGCAAGGAACCUAAAUAGGCCUCGUUUUCCCACCAGAGAACACUUCUCUGGGGAAUCAGAAACGAAAGUCAAUCUCUGUGUCCAGAUGUAUGACUCCCUAAAAUCUCUCACGGAAGCAGGCUUAAUCAUCUGAAUGCUUUGCUGCAAUUCUCAAGCUCCUGCGAUUAGCCUGCUGCACUCCUUUUUGCUGGAGAUAAUAAUUACGGCGAGAAAAAGGGGGAGAUUUUGACUCAGGGCUUGUUUGGCAGAUUUCUGGAAGACAAACCUCCUGCAGGUGCAAGGGCUCCAUUUCUGGCUGGGAAAGUUCCUUUUCUGGCUGAAAUGGUGGGAAACCCAAGUUUUCCUCUUCAUCUGUCACAACAGCACUAGGAACGGGACUACAUGGCCCAUGAGUCAUCACAGUGUCUUAUUGUGCAUUUCAUAUUAUCUUCCUCUGCACGCUUUUAUCCUGGUUUACCUUGUUUAUUUUGUUUUUCUGAUAUACUACCCUAUGAUAAUAUGAUUAAGAAGGCAACAUUUAUAAUUAUUAAGGAUUAGAUACAAUCGGAGAGAUGAUCUUAAUCCCUUCACUUUCUCACACUUGAAUGCUCCUUAGAAGGUCUUUUAACCUUGUUGUGGAUUUCCCGUUAAGUCCCAAACAAAGAACCAAAAGCGCAGCACUAGUGAAUUGCAGCUGGAGAUAUUAAUUCAAGUGCAAUAACUGGGGUGUGUAAAUGAAUUGAGUGAGCAAGCAAGAAAAUGUAUGCUUUGCUUGGCUGCUUUUAUUCCAAGGCCAGAAGGAAACCUGGGCCCCUUUUUCUGGCAAGCCAAGCUUUGACCACAGAUGACAGAGCUGGGAUUGAAGCUGAAACACAUCUUCUUGUUUGCAUAGUUUCAACCCAAGGCUGGGCAACAAGUGUUAGCUUCACUGAUAUCUCCUUUCACUCACAUAAAAACAGUGUAUACAGAU
Anolis carolinensis (green anole) is the source of this 6264-nucleotide messenger RNA. RefSeq names its product KIAA0586 ortholog. The transcript is spliced from 33 exons. Lineage: Eukaryota; Metazoa; Chordata; Lepidosauria; Squamata; Anolidae. Bases 287 to 4831 code for a protein of 1514 amino acids. Gene Ontology annotation, biological process: smoothened signaling pathway. Gene Ontology annotation, cellular component: centriole; ciliary basal body. The record is from RefSeq and is a predicted model, not a curated record.